Molecule: messenger RNA, 6065 nt
Organism: Hibiscus syriacus
Lineage: Eukaryota; Viridiplantae; Streptophyta; Magnoliopsida; Malvales; Malvaceae
Product: 1-phosphatidylinositol-3-phosphate 5-kinase FAB1A-like
Exons: 13
Coding region: 370-5889 (1839 amino acids)
Biological process (GO): phosphatidylinositol phosphate biosynthetic process
Cellular component (GO): endosome membrane
Molecular function (GO): metal ion binding; 1-phosphatidylinositol-3-phosphate 5-kinase activity; ATP binding
Source: RefSeq, a predicted model, not a curated record
UGCAAAAAGGAGAGAGGAAAAAAGAGCUAACAAUCAAAAUAGAAGUCGAGAACGACACAACAAAAAGCAGGCUUCACAGGAAAACCAAACAAAUACAUAAAUAAAGCGAAACGGGAAACCGAGGGAGAAAAACCAAAGUUAAUCAAAGAAAAUAAGAAGUGACUAGAAGUUUCAUUUUUUACUGAAGAAGACGAACAAAAAGAAGAAGCAAAAGAAGAAGAUAUUGGAAUUUAAGGCUUCUGGAAAGCGGAACUUGAGGUGCUAGUAUUCCGGGGUAUUACGGGGUAGCGAUUUUGUGGUUGUGGCUGUGGUUGUGUGAGUGACAAAUGAAUGAAUCAUGAUGACUUGAAUCACUUGGGAUAGUUGUAGAUGGGCACCCCUGAUAACAAACAAUCUGACCAUGUUGACACAAAGUUGCGGAUCCCUAGGAUUGAGCUUCUGAAUGCGUCGAGUGAUUUUUGGAUGCCUGAUCAGAGUUGUAGGGUAUGCUACGAGUGUGACUCCCAAUUUACAGUAUUUAAUCGUAGGCAUCAUUGUCGACUUUGUGGCCGUGUUUUUUGUGCCAAGUGUACAACAAACUCGAUUUUUGUCCCAUCUGAUGAACCAAGAGUUGGUCUUGAAGAUUCAGAAAGGACUAGGGUAUGUAGUUACUGCUUCAAGCAAUGGGAGCAAGGGAUAGCAGCAGUUGAUGAUGGGACCAAAACAUCUACUCCUGGUCUCAGUCCAUCUCCUUCUGCAGCAAGCUUGGCCAGUACCAAGUCCAGCUGCACCUGUAAUAGUAGCAGCAGCAUUGCUGGUUCUACUCCAUAUGCAACUGAACUUUACUACUCUGUGAAUUAUAAUUCUGGUCUUAGACAUCGUGAAUCUGCCCAUAUGAAUGGUGCUGAACAAAACAGUGAGACAUCUGGGAUGAGCACAGAUCAAAGUUCAGCCUUAGUAGAUUCUUCUUCAAACCAUUUUGGCUUUUGUGGUAACAGGAGUGAUGAUGAAGAUGAUGAUUAUGGUGCAUAUCAUUCAGACUCAAAAUCAAAGCAUUAUUCUCAUGCUGAAGAUUAUUAUGGUGCAACCAAUAAUGAUGAUUUUGAACGUGUUUAUGGAUCAGAUCAAGUGCAUCCUCAUGCUGAGAACACUGACGUGAAAUCUUUGAGUGGUUCACCAUUAUCUAAGAAUUUUGAUAUACCAAGUGUGGAUGGAAUCAAGAAACUUGAAGAAAAAAAUGAACAAGAAAAUGCUGAUGAGGGUGAAGUUCCUGCUUAUGUCGUGGAUGGUACAGGUUCUGUGCCUGUGGAUUUCGAGAGCAAUCGGCUACUGUGGCUCCCUCCAGAGCCCGCGGAUGAAGAGGAUGAGAAAGAAGCUGCUCUAUUUGAUGAUGACGAUGAUGAGGGUGCUACAGGAGAGUGGGGAUAUUUACGCUCUAAUAGUUUUGGCACGGGAGAACGUAGCAGGGAUAAGUCUGUUGAGGAGCACAGGCGGGCCAUGAAAAAUGUGGUGGAAGGGCAUUUUAGAGCUUUGGUAUCUCAGCUUUUACUGGUCGAAAACCUUCCUAUUGGGGAUGAUGAUGGGAAAGAGAAUUGGUUGGAUAUAAUCACAUCUUUGUCAUGGGAAGCUGCAACACUUCUGAAGCCAGAUACAAGCAAGGGGGGAGGAAUGGAUCCUGGAGGAUAUGUGAAAGUUAAAUGCAUAGCUGCCGGGCGUCGCAGUGAAAGUGCUGUGGUUAAAGGAGUUGUUUGCAAGAAAAAUGUAGCUCAUAGACGAAUGACUUCAAAAAUAGAUAAACCUCGUUUUUUAAUUCUUGGAGGAGCUUUGGAAUAUCAGCGUAUUUCUAAUCACUUGUCAAGUUUUGAUACGUUGUUGCAGCAGGAAAUGGACCAUUUGAAGAUGGCAGUUGCUAAAGUCGGUGCACAUCAUCCUAAUGUUCUUUUAGUGGAGAAAUCUGUGUCCCGGUAUGCUCAAGAGUACCUUCUCGCCAAAGACAUAUCACUUGUUCUCAAUAUUAAGAGGCCACUUUUAGAGCGUAUAGCCCGCUGCACUGGUGCUCAAAUUGUUCCAUCCAUUGAUCAUCUGACAUCACCAAAGUUGGGUUAUUGUGAUGUGUUCCACGUGGAGAAAUUUUUUGAGGAGCAUGGAAGUGCUGGGCAAGGUGGGAAAAAAUUGACAAAGACACUAAUGUUUUUUGAGGGUUGCCCAAAGCCUCUGGGUUAUACUAUUUUACUCAAGGGUGCGAAUGGAGAUGAACUGAAAAAAGUGAAACAUGUUGUCCAAUAUGGAGUUUUUGCAGCUUAUCACUUGGCUCUUGAGACAUCAUUUCUUGCUGACGAAGGUGCCACACUUCCAGAGCUCCCUUUAAAGUCUCCUAUAAAUGUUGCCUUACCCGAUAAACCAUCGAGUAUUGACAGGUCUAUUUCCAUUGUACCUGGCUUUACCAUCCCAUCCUCCAGGAAGCCCAUGGCUUCUCAGUCUAUUAAUGAAUUGCAGAAAUCCAACAUGGAUGUCAACUCGGAUAGACCAUCAUCUGCCAACAAUAAGCCCGCCAGCAAAUCUACAGAGGCCAGUUUAUCUUGCUGGUCAAAAAGUCCUCAGAGUCUGUUGAAUUCCGAGGAAUCUGCCAUUGUCACUGUUCAAGCUAGUUCUUCCUUGAACUCACAGUCAGCUUCAAGGAUGGAUACAUCUUCAUAUGACUAUGUUCCCUCCUUAAAUCAUGCAUUUAGAAAGACUGACGGAAUUGAUCCUAAAGAAUCUUUACAGAUCAAAACAACUAGCAGUGGAGAAGAUUUAAUGCGUAACCAGUUUAUUUAUCUUUCUCAAAGAUUAUCAGAAGCACCACUGCAAGAUCAUGGCAGUAAUCAUGCUGAUCAGAGUAUGUUGGCUGCAAAUCAUCUGGAUUGCCCAGAGUUGGCAUCCUCAAAACAAGAGCCUGUUAACAAUAAUGAAGAGAGAGGAUCCUCGAAGGAAGAGUUUACUUCAUCAUCUUCUGAUCACCAGAGCAUUUUGGUGUCGUUAUCAACACGUUGUGUGUGGAAGGGCACUGUGUGUGUACGUUCUCAUCUUUUCCGAAUAAAAUACUAUGGGAGCUUUGAUAAGCCGUUGGGGAGAUUUUUACGAGAUCAUCUGUUUGAUCAGAGCUUCUGUUGUCAUUCAUGUGAGAUGCCAUCUGAAGCACAUGUUCAUUGUUAUACUCAUCGGCAAGGUAGCCUGACAAUAUCUGUUAAGAAACUACCAGAUCCUCCCUUACCAGGAGAGCGGGAAGGCAAGAUUUGGAUGUGGCAUAGGUGCUUGCGAUGCCCUCAGAUCAGUGGAUUCCCUCCAGCCACAAGAAGAGUUGUAAUGUCUGCUGCUGCUUGGGGUUUGUCCUUCGGGAAAUUUUUGGAGCUUAGCUUUUCUAACCAUGCAGCUGCUAGCAGAGUUGCAAACUGUGGUCAUUCCCUUCACAGAGAUUGUCUUCGAUUUUAUGGUUUCGGGAGAAUGGUUGCUUGUUUUCGAUAUGCUUCCAUUGAUGUCCAUUCCGUUUAUCUUCCACCAUCAAAACUGGAAUUUAAUUAUGAUAAUCAGGAAUGGAUACAAAGUGAAAUGAAUGAGGCGAGUAACGGGGAAGAAUUCCUUUUUACUGAAGUGUACAAUGCUCUUCAAAAGCUUUCAGAGAAAUUAUUAGGUUCAGGGUCCAAUAAUUGUGGCAUAAGGGCACCUGAAAGAAAAAUCUGUCUUGAAGAACUGGAAGCAAUGCUCCAAAAGGAUAGAAAAGAGUUUCAGGAAUCUUUAAAGGAAGUUCUUUGUAAGGAGGUGAAAUUCGGCCAACCUGUUAUUGACAUUCUUGAGAUCAAUAAGUUGCGCAGACAAAUUCUCUUUCUUUCUUACAUUUGGGACCAUCGCCUGAUUCAUGCUUAUGGUUCAAUUAACAAUAAUACCCAGGAAAUUAUAAGCAAUUCCAUCCCAAAGUUUGGACUGAAGCCUAUAAGUUCUGUGGAGAAGCUUGUUGAAAUGAAUGUUAGUCCCAAGUCAACUAAAGUAUUUAGUAGUUGCGACUCUGCCCCAAUCAAGAACAAGCCUGAUGUAAACAUGAAUCAAGGAGGUAAUACUGGUGAAAUUAGCAAGCCAGGUGGAGACCACAAAGAAAAAGACAUGGACCAGGACUUUCACAACAGGAAGGAGGCUAAAUCUUUUCUUUCUUCUAGUUUAAAUAGCAGCGAGAAACUUGGUACUCUGGAAUCUGAAAGAGCUGUCAGAAGCUCCCUGUCAGAUGGGCAAUUUCCAAAUAUGGAAGAUUUAUCUGACACCCUUGAGGCAGCGUGGACUGGUGAAAGUCACCCAGCUAGCAUAAUUCCUGGGGAGAAUGGUUACACUGAUCCUGAUUCAGCCAUGGCAGAUAUGUCAAAUGCAGUAAAUUUGGAUACGGGAGAUCCUGCUAGUGUUGGUGGUGAAGUGGUAGCGACACAUUCUCCUCAGUCUGCUCUGCCUACUAAGGGGCUUGAAACUAUGGAGAAGUCCAUGAUCUGGGAAAACAUGCCAUUUCGACAUCUUUAUGACUUAUUUAAUAAAAAAUCUUCAUUCAAUUCUCAAGAGCUCAAUAUCAGUGAGUAUAAUCCAGUCUAUGUUUCAUCAUUCAGGGAGUUGGAAAAGCAAAGUGGUGCCAGGUUGCUGCUUCCUAUUGGUGUUAAUGACACAGUAGUGCCUGUUUAUGAUGAUGAGCCUACUAGUAUUAUAGCUUAUGCACUUGUCUCUUCAGAUUACCAUUCACAGAUGUCUGAGCUGGAGAGACGAAAAGAUGGUGCAGAUUCUGCAGUUUCAUCAUCACUCUUUGAUUCAAUGAAUCUGCUUUCACUUAAUUCUUUUAGUGACAUAUCAUCCGGUACUUACAGAAGUUUUGGAUCUGGUGAUGAUAGUAUCUUGUCUUUGUCUGGGUCACAUAGCUCCUUGGCUUCUGAUCCCCUCUCGUACACAAAAAAUUUCCAUGCCAGGGUUUCUUUUACCGAUGAUGGUCCCCUUGGGAAGGUGAAGUAUUCGGUAACUUGUUAUUAUGCAAAGCGGUUUCAGAGCUUGAGGAGGACUUGCUGCCCUUCUGAGAUGGAUUUUAUACGGUCUCUCAGCCGUUGUAAGAAGUGGGAUGCCCAAGGCGGUAAGAGCAAAGUCUUCUUUGCAAAAACUUUAGAUGAUCGAUUUAUCAUCAAACAAGUCACAAAAACAGAACUAGAAUCAUUUGUCAAGUUUGGACCAGCUUAUUUCAAGUAUUUGUCUGAUUCAAUCAAUACUAGAAGCCCAACUUGCCUGGCAAAGAUUUUGGGCAUAUAUCAGGUUUCAUCAAAGCACCUUAAAGGAGGGAAGGAAUCAAAAUUGGAUGUUUUGGUGAUGGAAAAUCUUCUCUUCAGGCGUAAGAUUACAAGACUUUAUGACCUCAAAGGAUCUUCACGAUCAAGGUAUAAUCCCGAUACAAGUGGCACCAACAAAGUCCUUCUGGAUCAAAAUCUGAUUGAAGCAAUGCCAACUUCUCCAAUUUUUGUUGGAAGCAAAGCGAAGCGGUUGUUGGAAAGGGCUGUCUGGAAUGACACUUCCUUUCUUGCUUUAGUUGAUGUGAUGGACUAUUCGUUAUUAGUCGGUGUUGACGAGGAAAAACAUGAGCUUGUUCUUGGAAUAAUUGAUUUCAUGAGGCAAUACACAUGGGAUAAGCACCUUGAAACUUGGGUGAAGACCUCAGGCAUCCUUGGUGGGCCUAACAGUGCACCUCCGACGGUGAUCUCACCUCAACAGUACAAGAAACGUUUCAGGAAAGCCAUGACUGCUUAUUUUCUCAUGGUUCCGGAUCAGUGGUCUCCGCCGUCAAUUGUUCCUAGUGGGUCGCAGACAGAUCUUUGCGAAGAAAACAAACGAGGUGGUAACUCUGUUGAAAUGAUAAUGUGAAUCCUUUUGUCUGUAUAUGUCAAGAUGUAAGUUCAAUACCCCACCUUCAUUUUAUACUUCAUUUUUGCUUCUCUCUCUCUCUCUCUCUUUACUUCAGUCCAAUUGUAAUUGUUAAAUGGCUGCCACAUUUUAUGUAUCAUCUUCAGUAUAUGCAUCUCUCUUUUUUUAAUAUUUUA